AUGGCAGACAUCCCUAACACUAGUUUUUCCUUUCCAGUGUGUUCCAUGGGAAACAGCACCAGCCGGCUCUACAGCGCACUUGCCAAGACGCUGAGCAGCAGCGCCGUGUCCCAGCACCAGGACUGCCUGGAGGAGCUGGACUCGGCACGGCUGGAUCCUAUAGACCCCAAGGAUUUACUGGAGGAAUGUCAGAUCGUUCUGCAGAAACGUCCACCCAGGUUUCAGAGGGACUUUGUGGACCUGAAGAAAAAUGCAGAUAGUAAUCACCGCCCCAUUCGGGUCAUGCAGUGGAACAUCCUUGCCCAAGCUCUCGGAGAAGGCAAAGACAACUUUGUUCAGUGCCCCAUGGAAGCUCUGAAAUGGGAAGAGAGGAAAUGCCUCAUCCUGGAGGAAAUCCUUGCGUACAAGCCUGACAUCUUGUGCCUGCAAGAAGUCGACCACUACUUUGACACCUUCCAGCCACUCCUCAGCCGACUUGGCUACCAGUGUACUUUCUUCCCAAAGCCAUGGUCCCCGUGCCUAGAUGUGGAACAGAACAAUGGGCCGGAUGGCUGCGCCUUGUUUUUCCUCAAAGACCGCUUUGAGCUCAUCAACAGUGCUAACAUCCGGCUAACCGCCAUGAAGCUGAAAACCAACCAAGUGGCCAUAGCUCAGACGCUGAAGUGCAAUGAAACUGGAAGACUGUUCUGCAUUGCCGUCACUCAUCUGAAAGCUCGUACUGGAUGGGAGAGGUUUCGGUCUGCGCAAGGCUGCGAUCUUCUCCAGAACCUGAAGAGUAUUACCCAAGGUGCGAAAAUCCCUCUGAUCAUCUGCGGAGACUUCAACGCGGAGCCAACUGAGGAGGUCUACAGAGAAUUUUCCAACUCCAGUCUCAACUUAAACAGCGCGUACAAGCUGCUGAGCCCCGACGGGCAGUCAGAGCCCCCGUACACCACGUGGAAGAUCCGGCCCUCAGGAGAGUGCCGGCACACGCUGGAUUAUAUCUGGUAUUCCCAGCAUGCCUUGAAUGUGAACUCAGCCCUUGACCUGCUGACUGAAGAACAAAUUGGGCCCAACAGGCUGCCAUCAUUUAAUUACCCCUCUGAUCACCUCUCUCUGGUGUGUGACUUUAGUUUUAAUCAAGACCCCGACAGACUGCUGUGAUGUGGUGGAAUGCCACCUGGUAUUGCAGUGUCUUAACUCACCACUGCUUUAUUUUAGAAGAAAACUUUUGAAGCCGGAAGCUACGGAAGGAUGAAGAAAUACUGUUGACUAAACAUUAUUUCAGGCACUUGUUUGGAGUUACACUUGCUGUUCAGCGCUUGUUAAUCUGGAGCCCCCAAGGGAGGACGAAAGGAGUCAGUGUUCUCAUUCUGGCGUUCUUGCCAUGUCAGGGUUUGAAACCGGAAGGCAAAUGAGCAUUAUCCUUU
Molecule: messenger RNA, 1409 nt
Organism: Pterocles gutturalis (yellow-throated sandgrouse)
Lineage: Eukaryota; Metazoa; Chordata; Aves; Pterocliformes; Pteroclidae
Gene: NOCT
Product: CCR4 carbon catabolite repression 4-like (S. cerevisiae)
Exons: 2
Coding region: 1-1143 (380 amino acids)
Biological process (GO): circadian rhythm
Molecular function (GO): poly(A)-specific ribonuclease activity
Source: RefSeq, a predicted model, not a curated record